Molecule: messenger RNA, 2240 nt
Organism: Archocentrus centrarchus (flier cichlid)
Lineage: Eukaryota; Metazoa; Chordata; Actinopteri; Cichliformes; Cichlidae
Gene: slc25a40
Product: solute carrier family 25 member 40
Exons: 10
Coding region: 170-1207 (345 amino acids)
Biological process (GO): mitochondrial transmembrane transport
Cellular component (GO): mitochondrion
Source: RefSeq, a predicted model, not a curated record
CAUGCGGCAUAAACUGACCUGCUGCUGGACACACACGCGUGUUUAGGCUGUGCUUUCAGAUCCUUUAGGACAGCAGUAACUGGCGUGCUGGGAGGACAGUAUAAACCCUGAGAGGGAUGUGCGUGUUCAUGGAAGACGCCUUUGAUAGUCACGGGCUGUAGUAGACAGGAUGAAUAAUCAAAGUCCCGCUCCCCCUGCCAGUGAUGCCAUUACGCCCCUCCAACAGAUGGUGGCGUCCUGCUCCGGCGCCAUCCUUACAUCGCUGUUUGUCACACCUUUGGAUGUUGUGAAGAUCAGACUACAAGCACAGAAAAAUCCCUUCCCCAAAGGCAAAUGCUUUGUGUACUGCAAUGGACUAAUGGACCACAUAUGUGUGUGUGAAAAUGGGAAUUCCAAGGCCUGGUACAAAGCCCCGGGUCACUUCAGUAGCACACUGGAUGCCUUUGUCAAGAUAGUAAGGCAUGAGGGAAUCAGGUCAUUAUGGAGCGGUCUGCCUCCAACACUUGUGAUGGCAGUCCCAGCAACAGUGAUCUACUUCACUUGUUAUGACCAGCUGUGCGCAGCACUGAGGGUCAGGAUGGGAGACCAUGCUCAGGAGGCUCCUCUCAUAGCAGGAGCUACUGCUAGAGUGGGUUCGGCGACAAUGAUCAGCCCUCUGGAACUGAUCCGCACUAAACUGCAGUCUCAGAAACAGUCGUACAGGGAGCUGACUCAGUGUAUCCGUUCAGCAGUGGAGGCAGAGGGCUGGCUGUCUCUGUGGAGGGGUUUGGGGCCCACGCUUCUCCGAGACGUGCCCUUCUCGGCCAUGUACUGGUACAACUAUGAGAGGGGCAAGAACUGGCUGCGUGACUUGUCUACUGCCACAGAACCCACGCUGACCAUCACCUUCAUAUCUGGAGCUGUGUCAGGAUCUAUUGCAUCUAUUGUAACUUUACCUUUUGAUGUCGUCAAAACAAGAAGACAGGUGGAGCUUGGAGAACUACAAGCAAAGAACUUGCCAGGUCAGGCCUCUUCCACCUUCUGUGUGAUGUGCAGGAUUGUGGCAGAGGAUGGGUUUAGAGGGCUGUUUGCAGGUUUGCUUCCCAGGCUGAUAAAAGUGGCCCCAGCCUGUGCCAUCAUGAUCAGCACUUAUGAGUUUGGAAAGGCCUUUUUCCGCAAACAAAACAAAGAGCGGAUACUUGCGUCGCUGCAAACCACUAACCCCUGAUGGAUUUUUCUCCAAAAACAUCAAACACCACAACUAGUGCUUAGACCUACUGCUCGACUGCACCUGAGGGCUGUACCAUGAAAGGAGCAUAAACCGCUCAGAUUUAAAUUGAGGUUAUCAAGAAAAGUCAGGGUUGAAAUGGUGUUAAAUGAUACUGUAACAAUAAUUAGGAUGCCAUAAGGUCAGCAAGUAGCCACAAGGCUUUGGAACUCUGUAUAUAGAGAUUUUACUGUCUGGUCAAUGAGCGCCAUGAGAUCAAGAAAGGGUGAUGCAAUUUUCCAAGAGAAUUAGUCAGUGGGUGGUAUUUAAACCUGCACUGAGCAGUUUAAAAAUUACAUCAUACUUCAGGUAAAAUAUACCCUCCUUUCAUAGUGUAUGUGAAUCAGGAAGUUACAGUCUAAUUCCUGAAGUUAUCUGGAUAAGCCAGAUAACUCAUUUUGUGGUGCAGCCCUCUGUGAGGAUGAUGCCAAAUGAAAAACAUUAGCAGAAAUGGGGGUUCAAAAAAAUUUAAUCACUUGUCUCUUUUCCCGCAUUGCAAGAUAUUAAAGAUCAUCAGAAUAUAUAUUAAUUUAUAAAAUUAUGAUAUAGAUUCUGUAUAGAGUCAAAUAUUUUUCUACACUAUGUUCAAUUACAUGUUUAAGAGGUAGUACAUGAAAGACAGUUUUAUUAAUAUAUAUUUACCAUGUAUCUCACCGGGAUCAUGUGCACUGUGCCUAAACUCCUUUCACUCCUCUGUGUGACAGUCAGAACCCCCAAAACCAUCUCCAUGUUUUUGCACUCGUGUUCCUGCAGACAAAAACUUACAGGGUGCCAGUACAGUGUGAGUGUAAAUAAGUGUUUUUCAGAUUGAUACAAGAAUGACAUGAGUGUACUAUAUGAAAAUGUCUUUUGUUGAGUUCAUUUCAUACACCAGAUUUUCUUUUCAGUGAUUUUAUGAGGUUUCUCACUAUACCAGUUUUUGUUGACAAACUCAAAUGUCAUUGUCAAAUCGUCAGUGUUUCAGUGGAGUUUAUUCAAAAUAAACAACAAGGUA